GCUGACAUUAACAUAUGAUGAUAGUUUAAGGCUAUUAUAAUUGUGAAAUCUCAAAUUUUCUAAAUAUUUUUUAGACUUUUGAUUAAAUAAAGCACUCCAUGGCUCCAACAUACAAUCACUUAUUUACUAGUAAUUGGAGCUAUAAAGCUCUAUCCAUUUAUUUCUUCGACCCGACAUUGAAUCUUUUUAUGCUCUUUAUCAAGAAUUCAAAUAAGAUUUGGACUCGCUCUGUUCCUGGUCAAAAUGAACUAUUCUUAUAAAAGCUCCAGUAACUUGUUUAGUCCAUUCUUUGUUGUUACUAUUGGGUCAUGAAGCACAAGGGAAAUUUACUCGUUGGUGUUAAUUAGGCGGUCUGUCAUGGCUUGUGGCGCAUUUUAUUUGACGGUAUUCUUGAUGUUACAUAAACAUUAUAUAGGUUACUUUUUAUUGGCAUUGGAAAUACAUCACUUUAUAUGGCAGGGUAAUGUUUCACAUUUUAGUGUAUCAUUCACUUAUUUGAUGGAAUUGUUAAGAGAUUAUCUAUAGUCAAACUCUUCGAAGAGACUUAUUAAUGGGGAAUAAUCCAUUUGAUAUGAAUAGUUUAUUCUUAUGAGACUUGGAUGUUCUUAUUUGGACAUUUUGUUUGGGCUAGUUCUUAAAAUCAAAGAAAGAAUUUGUUUUCCCUAGGUAAUUUUUUCCCCAACAACUCCUACCCCAACCUUUUCCAAAAAAAAUCAAUAUAGUACUUUUGUAUUUUCGAGCCGAAGUUUUAAGCAAGAAAGUCAAAGUAUAUGUUUUAUUUGGUACAAAUUUUUUUUAGGAUCCACUAUAACAACGAAAAAUAUUUUUGCAUCGAUCAAUAAUAUCUGAAACGGGUGAAUCAACCCAGUGGCGGAUACAUGGUGCUUUAGGGGUGUCCCGGGACACCCCUAAAUUUUGGGAACACGAUUAUUCAACCCCCGGUAGUAGUUUCGUAUGGAUAAACAAAAUAUAAUUAGUAAUCUGGGACACCCCUAAAAUUUUAAUAAAUGAUUAUCUUACCCUCGAUAGUAGUUUGCGUGAUUAAAAAAAUAUAAGUGGUACUCUGUGUUAUUCAAAUUUAGGACACUCCUAUUAUUCAACAUCUUCUCCAUUAGGUUAUAACUCAUUCGUUGUUCUAUUUUAAACACUGUAAUGUUGAAAACACGAUUUCUUAUCCCCAUGGUACCCUAAUUUGAAUUGAUUUUAUGGUUACACUCCAAGUGUUGAAACAGUCUUUUCAACUUUGAAUUACAUCAUGAACAAGGUAGAAAUUGAAUAUGCGAUCUAGUAGGAUAUACCGAUUUGUUGAGCAGUGUACACACUAAAUCUAUCUUAAAUUUUUUUCGAAAUUGAAAACACAUCGUGACUUUUUGUGAACAUUUAUACUAAUUGGAUAUUUUAUUAUUUAUGUAUUAUUUAAUUUAAUUUUUGAAAGAGGACACCCCUAUAACAAAUUUCUGGAUCCCCCACUGAAUCAACCAUUAUCCCAGAGUCUCUUAAUUAUCACAUAAUUAAAAAACACAAAUUUAGAUCGUCCUUAUAAAAACUUAUGUACAAAAGAAUAUACAUUUUCAUAAUACUCAACAUGAAACGGCUCGGAGAAUGGGGGAGAAUAGUAACCGCCGUCUUAAUGAGAGGACAUUAGGUCUUUCCCGAUCUCCUUUUUUUUUUUUCUUUCUUCUUCGCUUCUCUUCCGGCGGCCUCGUUUUGGCCGGACGGCGCUAUGGCGAUCAAGAAUUGCAACUCCGCUGUGAGAAGAAAACGGAGACGAGUCAUCAGUUCGGAAGUAGUAAACCCAGAACCCGUCGUCGCCAAACUCGGAGACGAUGUCUUGGUCGAAAUCCUGAUCCGCCUCCCAAACCCUAGAUCCGCCUGCCAAUGCAAACCCGUCUGCAAGCGGUGGAACUCCCUCAUCUCCACCACCCAAUUCAAUCGCCGCUUCGUCUCGAUCAGAACCAAAACCGAGGGUGACAAUUUUUUCAUCGCCUCAUCAGACGCCGCCCCGUUGAAAUCCAUCCUCUGCUUCCUCCCACCCCUGCCUCCCAACAUCCGGCGCCGUUUCCGGGUCCUCGAUUCCUCCAAGGACUUGCUCCUGUGCGGGUUCCCCGACAAGAUCAAUGGUGGGUACUGCUCGCAUUCUUACUUGAUCUGCAACCCUUUCUCGAAGCAGUGGAUCGCUCUUCCUUUAGCGCCUAGGAAGCCGCUGAACCUCAGAGUGGUUGCGCGGUUGCUCUGCCAACCCCGCAGCAAGUCGAAUGCUUUUGACCUAGGAGGGGGGAAAUCGUUUACUUACCACGACUACGAAUUCCGGGUCGUGUUGAUGCAUCAGUGGAAGCCGUACUGGCGGAAUCCUACUGUGCUCGAUGUGUUCUCUUCGGAGUCAGGGGAAUGGUCAGAGAAGGUUUGUGUUCUCAAACCUGACGUAGGGCCGUGCUCGAGAAAUGUAGUUUCGUGCAACGGGGAGUUGUUUUGGCCCGGCCGUCCUGGCAUUGACGAUCGUUGCGUGCUUGCUGCGUUCGAUGCCUUCAGCAUCGAAUCCCCUCCGGCUCGAAUCCGUGAUUCUUCUAGUUCUGAUGAAUACGCCCGGCUGGCUGCUAAAUUUUGGGAUGUUUCGAUCUCGCAAGGUGCUCUGCACGUCGUCAUACUCAGAAACUGUGGUCGGAGGAGCACAUUGACCCUAUGGAGGCUGGGGCAAAACCGUCGGUUCUGGAGGAGACAGUAUCGCGACGUGUUGCUCGAUACAUCGAAGUGCGAGGACUUUCAAGAAUCCGAAUGCUGUGCACUGGUUUUGCAUCCCGAAGAUUCCGAAAUCGUCUUCUUGGAGAUUCUCCAUCGUGGGGGGAAGGGGUCCUCUGUCUUCUCGUGUCAUAUGAGGGAGGGCGAGCUAGAGCUCUUCGAUCGAGUAAGAUGUCGUCGUCGCGCAUCGUCUCGUUGGAGGGUGUUCCGGCCUCGAUUGGAUGACUGUUUGCCUACUAUGAUUCUUCCAAGGUACGAUGAACUGCGAGGUAAGUAUGAUGGAAGCCUCGAUUGUUUGGUUUCAGAGCAGCGGAGCAACAACUCCUUAAGAAUGUUAGCAGAAGAAGGUCAACCAGUCGACAGAGUUGAACAACUUGGACAUCAGAGGAGGAACAUGGCUGCAAUAGAUAUCUAUCUUCACAUAGGACACAAACACGUCAUAUUCAUAUUUUUCUCGAAGUUUAUUGAAAGACUGAACGAACAUAAUAAGUAUCGUGAUUACGUUUAAAAUCGGUACGAGCAUAAUACACAAAUUUAAUCACACUCUUUCCCGCCAGUAGUUGAGACGAUAAAGUAUAAACAAUUUUGUUACCAACGAAAUCCAUUAUGGCCUCCGGAUCAAGGUAAGUUGAAUUACUAUCAGAGAACAAAAUUCGUGUAGGUGCGCGAACAUAUGACCUAUUCGGUGAUUCAAAGUUGUAUUAUUUACAAAUAUAUGACGUUCAUGGUGUUGAAGUUUUACCAUUUUAGCUUCAUGCAGUGGAGCCUUGAUGAUUUGUAUUAGAUUGUGUGUACUACCAAUUUCUUCUAAUUUUUUUUAUUAUCUAAUUUGACUUAUAUUAUGGUUGUCUUAGAACAAUUUUUGUCACAUAUGAUUUAGUAUGAUCCACAAGUUUUCAUGUCAUUUUAAUCAUUUAUUUUUUUAAAUAAAUUCCACUAAGCCAAAAACUAAAUAAGCAUAUUCAUCACUCAUCAUCAUCAAUAUUCAAAUUUGCAACCUAUGAGAUCAAAUCAUUAUUAUGACUUUCACAUUUAACCAAUAGAUUAAGGCUCUGGAUGGAUCAAUUAAAAAACUAGAUAAUUUGGCCGAUUGUCUCAUUUUACAAAAUGAGUCAUUUAAAACGGGUCAAUUUGAAUUAUCUGCCCCACCCUAGAGGUUAGAGGCAUGAGUCUCUAAGUAUUGCCCAGGGGCAUAAGGCUUGAGUCUUCCAGUCUAGCUCGUAGGUUGAAGGCAUGAGUGCGCCAAAUGUUUGAACCUAUGAUGUACCCUUGGCAAAUAACAGUAAUAUUUGGGGCUCUGAUCUGCACUCACUUGUUCGAUAUUUUCUGGAGGUGAGGUAUCUGUAGAGAGGAGGGGGGCGACCCAGUAAUCUAUGCUCUGACGGCCAAGUUAUUACGAGAUUCGGAUAAUGGUAUAUGUGAAUGUAGAGAGAGAGUUUAUAAAUAGACCUUGAGUGGUCAAAUGGAGGAAGUGGAAGAGAGAUCUUUGCUUGGAGGGCUUAACCCUUCUUAUAUACGGUUUGGGGCCUCCUUGAGUGUGCUAGCGCCCAAGGUAAGAUAUUUUGGGAUGAGUUUAGGGGAUUUUUCCAAUAAUAGCAUCUUUUAUAAUUUAUUUUACAAAACUAGCACUCAGCCGAAAAUAUUUACAAAAAUAUCACCUUUUAAAUCAAAUCGCACCUCCAAGGUGCGUUUUAUAAAUAAACCACAGCAGGACGAUGCGUUUUAAUUAUAAACCGCACCUUAGAGGUGCGGUCCAAUCCACGCUAGCAAACGCACCGCAUCAUCCGAGUGCGGUUUGUGUUUUCUGGGCAGCGGGGUUGGAGACCGUCGGAUGGGGCUGCGAUCCAAGGGCGGACCGCACGCCACCUCAGCAAUCCGCGUAGUGGAGCCUCAGACCGCACUUGCAGGAUGCGCUCAGCGCCUCGGGUUGUACUGAGGUUGGUUGGGGAGGUCCGGUUGAACUUCUUCUUCAUAUGACGGGAAAGAUUGAUGAUGACCUUCACCUUGCUCUUGGUACUGAAAAUAGGAAUGAGGAUCAUGGUAACUUUGGUAGAGAUGAUCGCCGUAUAAUUAACCUCCACCAUGGAUACCAGAUGUUUGACCGUGUCCAGAAUGACCGCCAACGCCAACGGCCGCCUCGAUGUAAACGAACAUCUCGGCUUUGGAAAGAUUGUUGGACCUCAAGAAUUCGAGCAUGUAAUCUACUUCAUCCUGAGUGGUUAUGAGAUAUUCCUCAUGCCACAAUGACCCACUUUCUCUGUUUGGAUAUCGGUACACCAUACGAUCAACUCUUCUCGUGCCAUCCAUGCAAGUAACGUUAGUGCACAUUUAAUGGAGGUCUUCAAGCAGCGGUCUGGUAGCGACCUUUAUUUUCUGAAAAUUGCCACCGACGUAGGUGACCCUCUUUCCGAUCUCUUCCGUGUACACCGUAAGCCAAGCCUGAACUUUUGGAAUGCCAUCUGCAAAAAAAUCGUAGUUCAGUUAAUAUCAUAAAAAUCACAAAUAACAAUAAAAAGUAAUACAAAAUAAACUUACGAGUUAACGUUAAUCGCAAAAACACUAAUGAAAUAUAGAGCUAGAACAGAAAAUUGAAAAGGGAGAAGGAGAGGUGUGUAGGGAAGAGGUUUUCCGUGCAGUCUUUUAUAGGCAAAAUCACUGAUGAAAACCGCACCUUAGACAUGCGAUUUUCGUCUGCCAUGCAGCCCCCACGUCUAUUAUUCUGCAUGGCUAUAUGUCGGGUGUAGGAAAAUAAUUGACACACAAACCGCACUGGGGGGUGCGAUUUGUGUGGCAAAACCGCAUCUUGGGGAUGCGGUUUUGUUUUGGAGAAGCAAACCGCAUCUCCAAGGUGCGGUUUUGCUAGGUCAGGCCAAAACCGCACCUCGGUCGUGCUGUUUAUGUAGAUCAGACCUGAAACCGCAUGGCCAAGAUGCGGUUUUGGCCCAGGAUAAUAAACCACACCUUCGAGGUGCGGUCCAUAAAAAAUGGUGCUAUUUUUGUAAAUAUUUUCGGGUGGGUGCUAUUUUUGUAAUUUUUUUUUAAAAUUUGCUUUUUCUGGAAAAAUCCCUGAGUUUAGACCCAUUGAUGACUUGGUAGUUUGUCAUACUAGGCCGAUUAAUCUAUAUCUAAAUGAUUAUAAACUUUUAAAGAGUAGUACCCAUUUUUGUCAUAGUCUCAUCCUAUUAGGUUAGAGUACACUGAUCAAAAUAUUGUCAAAUCCUCCAAAGCCCAUGUGAGUGUUUAAGUUGAAUUUUGAAUUUUCACAUCAACCUUCAUCCCUCGUCUUUAAUCUAUUUCCCCACUUUGGCCUUGCCUAAUAAUACGAAAAAACAUUCUUCGCCAUAAAAGAUCCUCUCUUUUCUCAGAGAAAGGAUUAAUCGGCUAGCGGGAAUCGAUUAUUUAUCGUUUAUUCGGUUAUCGAUGUAACUGUUACUCAUCGAUUUCGAUUUGGUUAUCGGUCACACCGCUAAUAGAAUAACCAUUUACCA
Linum trigynum is the source of this 6224-nucleotide messenger RNA. NCBI's taxonomy places the organism in Eukaryota, Viridiplantae, Streptophyta, Magnoliopsida, Malpighiales, Linaceae. The record is from the annotation of a GenBank genome assembly.